GCUAUUCCUCGCGGAUUUCAUUUGGUUUACUUCUUAAUAAACGAUGCACAGUUUUAAUCCUUUUGCUAUCAAUGGACAGUCAUUCCGUUUACCAGUUAUGUUGUUCUUGAAAAUCGUACGACCAUUUUCUAAUUGCCACUACGCUAACCGGAACCCUCGUAACCUUGAACUCUUAGGAUUGGCACCAAAACGAAAAGGUUGGGAAUUCCAGGCUCCUCGGAUCGAUUUUUGGUACAAGUACGUUUACUACAAAUCGCCACCGUUUUCAUCCAGAGUUUAUCUCAAAAAAACUUCGCAUCACACUAGUGGCGUCGUUGUUCACUCCUCUUCUGCCGUAGUUCUUUCUGCUUCCACGAGGGAGCCUGGUAUCCAGAAGCAUCUCUUUAGUUGUGUCGAUGUAUGCGCCUCACAUAACAUCGGAAGGGUCCUCGCCGAUCGAUGUCACCAAUGCGGUCUUCUUUCUAUGUUGUUCGACACCGAUGAGACACCAUUGACAAACGAAAGCGUCAAUGCGUUUUACAACGCCCUUAUUACCGGUGGAAUUACUCUUCAAGAGCCCAGUGAAUUCUCUCCUCCAGAACAGCUGGGUAUAAAUUAUGAUGAGCUUUCCGAUUCUUCGAAGCGUUCUCUUUAUCCUAGUUUGAUUGAAAAUCUUCGGACCACACCAGACUGGGACGACAUACCAUACCCGUAUUCGCUUCGUCCCAAAGCUGGGAAAGCGAAAUUACAGAACAAACACCAAAUCCUCAGUAAGGUCCGCCAAGGCAUGGUUUGGGAUCCGUUCUAUUCACGAAUGGUUUUACCCCGCAACAAAGCUAGCUGGCAAGUCAGGUUCGAGGAGCGCCAUUUGCGUCGACUGGUGGAACCCAUCGAUCCUCUGAAAACAGACGAAUCCGUUCAAUUGGCAAUUCCCGAGAGUUGGCGUAUGGAGUAAUUCUUUCACUGUUUCCAUCCUUCUCGCUUGUAUCCAAACAUACAUCUCUGACUUCCACAUCACUGCAUUUGUUUUCUUUCAUUCGGGUCCUAUGCGUACGGUGGAACAGAGUGAGAUCAUUUUGGUUUCUAUAGUUGUUCCAUGGUAGUUCGGUUUCAAAAUGACCACUCUUUUGCUACAAAACUGUUAUUUUUCCCUUUCGAUCUCAGACCUUCACCUGCUGAUUAUUAACCAACGAAAUACUCAUCUAUUCUCUUACCUUGA
Molecule: messenger RNA, 1198 nt
Organism: Dicrocoelium dendriticum
Lineage: Eukaryota; Metazoa; Platyhelminthes; Trematoda; Plagiorchiida; Dicrocoeliidae
Source: the annotation of a GenBank genome assembly